GAGAUGCUGCUAGCACAGUGAGGUUGUGAACAAGGACAGUACCCAUUGCCUGAUCAGGAGCAUAUGCUCAGGAGACAAGGAACUCUGCUCACCACACAAUCAUCAGCCUUCUGAAAAGACUCCUAUCUGUGUGCCAGCCCAGAAAGACCUCAGGUCCCUGAAUCCCCAUCAUCAUGAACUGGAACAUGAUCAUCUCAGUGCUUAUUAUAGUAGUUAUCAAAGUUGUUGGAAUGACCUUAUUUCUGCUGUAUUUCCCACAGGUUUUUGACAAAAGUAAUGAUGGCUUCAUCCCCACGGAGAGCUACGGAACCACUAAUGUGCAGAAUGUCUCACAAAUCUUUGGGGAAAAUAAUGAAAGCAUCAUGCCUACAAGGAGCUAUGAGACAGUCUCGCCAAUCUGUCCCAAAGACUGGGAUUUUCAUCAAGGGAGAUGCUUCUUCUUCUCCACCUCUGAAUCAUCUUGGGAAAACAGCAGGGAUGACUGUGCAUCAAAAGAAUCCACACUGGCAAUUGUCAACACACCACAGAUACUGAAGUAUCUUCAGGACAUAGCUGGUGCCGAAAAGUACUUCGUUGGUUUGAGACGUCAGCCUGGAGAAAGAGAGUGGCGCUGGAUCAACAACUCUGCCUUCAAUGGCAAUGUGACGAAUGAGAGUCAGAACUUCCACUGUGUCACUAUAGGCCUGACAAAGACCUUUGAUGCUGCGUCAUGUGACAUCAGCUAUCGCUGGAUCUGUGAGAAGACUCCCAAAUGAUCGUGGGUCUCUACAACAAGAGCAAAUAUAUAUCUACAGAGCCAACACAAGAAAUCAGUUGCAACUGAAACUAGUUCAGAAAAUACGGAACAUCAAAGACUGUGCCCCUCUUCCACAGGUUGCUGAGGAGCUUCCCAGUAAAUCCUCAGGGUCAAUAUGUUAUUCCCUUUUACAAACAUCUUCACACAACAGGGAAAUUCCUGUCCUUCUCCAGGCAUUCCCCAAGACCACACUUCCUGUGAGAGGGGACUGGACUCCAGUGCUCUCCAGUAGACAGGGCCAGUUUUCUGGAGAUGAAAUUGAUGUGGAAAUGAAAUCUGUAGAGUUGAGCAUUUUGACUGAUCAAUGGGCUUUUGCCUGAAGACAGGAUCUAUUUCAUCCUUAGAGUACAUGCCCAUAUUAUUGAAAAGAAACUGCCAAUGGAAUAGAGAUGAGCACUGUUAGAAGGUGGCAUGGGUAGAAGAUAAACUCAGCUUCAUGACCUCCCCUAUUCCCAAAAGGCUUCCAUUCCCAUACUCCUCCCUAGAAGCUAAGGAGGAACAGGCCUUCCUCAGUCUGAACUGAGAGCAAGGCUCUUGGGAGGACCUCUACAGCUCAACGUGGAGCUGAGAGAACAUUGUGGGAAUACAGAAGGGUUUGUAUAGGACAGAGAAAAGAGGAGGGGAAGGAAAAGGAGAGGAAGAGAGAAGAAAGGAGGAGAGAAGACAAGAGCAGAAAGGAGGGGAGAGAAGAAAAGAAAAGGGGGUGGUGGGCAGGAGAGACAGGGAAAGGAAGGUGACUGAGAAAACACUCGGGCUAAAAUUUUUCUUGGUUUGCCAUAAAAUUCUAUUGUGGCAUAUAUAACUCCUUUUCACCAGAGAAGAAAGAGCAAAAUGGGGACAAAUGGAAAUUGUGAGAGAUGAAGCAGGAGUUUGAUCACAAUGAAAGAGAGGAGAGAAUAAAUGAAAUAAAGUCUCGGGUUUCUUAACUGUUCUCUGUGUUCACAAGAAGAUAGCAGCUGAAGUCAUCAGAGAAAAGAGAUGCACUGGUUGAGUAAUAAGAAGCCUAUAGAAAGCUAAAGGAAUUGAAGUCACCCAACAAUGAACUCUGCAUUUGCAUCUAACUGUGAUAUGUAUGUGUGCCACUAGUCAAAAUAAA
Messenger RNA from Peromyscus maniculatus bairdii (prairie deer mouse), 1892 nucleotides. It is a transcript of the gene Clec5a, whose product is annotated as C-type lectin domain containing 5A. NCBI's taxonomy places the organism in Eukaryota, Metazoa, Chordata, Mammalia, Rodentia, Cricetidae. Gene Ontology annotation, molecular function: virus receptor activity. The record is from RefSeq and is a predicted model, not a curated record. Gene Ontology annotation, biological process: innate immune response.